CUUUCUUCUUAGUAAACGGACAGGAACCUAUUGGGUGGCAGACAAGAAAUUCAAUUUUGAUCUAAGAGAUUGUCAUGAUUCUAACAAGAUGCUUGUCAUUGAUAUGGCUCUUUCUGCUUACUUCCUGUGCUGGAAGGACAUUAUACCCACUCCCUGGCAGUAAAGAAGGCAAAAGUGCUAAGCUGCCCAUUCAGACUUCGCGUCCUUAUAACAUUGCACACAGAGGUUCCAACGGAGAGAUCCCUGAAGAAACUGCUCCUGCAUACUUGAGAGCAAUUGAAGAGGGUGCAGACUUCAUAGAAACAGAUGUUUUAUCAUCCAAAGAUGGUGUGCUUAUCUGUUUCCAUGAUUUCACCCUUGACGACACAACCAAUGUUGCCAGCCACAGGGAGUUUGCUGAUCGUUUCAGGACUUAUGAGGUCCAAGGAUCCAACAAGACUGGUUUUUUCACUUUUGAUUUUACACUCAAAGAACUAAAGAAACUAAGGACAAAACAGAGAUUUACUUUUCGAGACCAGCAAUACAACGGAAAGUACCCUAUCAUUACAUUUGAAGAGUUCAUUACCAUUGCUCGGGAUGCUCCACGAGUUAUCGGUAUAUAUCCCGAGAUUAAGAAUCCUGUUUUAAUGAACCAGCAUGUCAAGUGGCCUGGUGGUAAGAGAUUUGAGGAUAAAGUGGUGGAGACACUUAAGAAGUAUGGUUAUGGAGGCUCAUAUUUGUCCAAGAAGUGGUUGAAAAAACCAUUGUUUAUACAAUCAUUUGCUCCCUCUUCACUUGUGUACAUAUCAAACUUGACAGAUUCGCCAAAAGUCUUACUAAUAGACGAUGUAACAGUGCUAACAGAAGACACUAACCAGACUUAUGCGGAGAUCACAUCAGAUGUGUAUUUCAACUACAUCAAGCAAUAUGUUGUCGGGAUAGGACCUUGGAAGGACACAGUUGUUCCAGUAAGUAACAAUUACACGCAAGCCCCCACAGAUUUGGUUAAAAGAGCUCAUGAACAUAAUCUACAGGUGCAUCCAUACACGUACAGGAAUGAAAACGAGUACUUACACUUAAACUUCAGCCAAGAUCCAUACAAGGAAUACGAGUACUGGAUCAAUGAGAUUGGUGUUGAUGGACUCUUCACCGACUUCACUGGUAGCCUCCAUAACUAUCAAGAAUGGACAUCUCCAUGGUCUUAAACUUCCAAGUCUCCAAGACAGCUCUUGAGUCAUAUUGCUUCAUUGGUCCUCCCUUCUGCAAUGGCUUGAAAUACCACAGAGGCGUCUUAAAGAUCAAAUUUGUUUGCUUACUUCAUAAGAUUAUAUAUAAAAGCCAAAAAAAAAAAGCUAUGUAAAUCUUGGAACGUACUUCUACAAUACCAAGAAGAAUAAAAUAAUUUCUCUAAACAAGUUAAAG
Molecule: messenger RNA, 1401 nt
Organism: Eruca vesicaria subsp. sativa (arugula)
Lineage: Eukaryota; Viridiplantae; Streptophyta; Magnoliopsida; Brassicales; Brassicaceae
Source: the annotation of a GenBank genome assembly